Messenger RNA from Penicillium olsonii, 1428 nucleotides. Lineage: Eukaryota; Fungi; Ascomycota; Eurotiomycetes; Eurotiales; Aspergillaceae. The record is from the annotation of a GenBank genome assembly.
AUGUCGACCCAAGCUUCUCACCCCCCAACUCCGAAGGGUUCGCGCAACACUCGCAGGCCCCAGAAGAAGAACAUGACCCCCCAAGCUCAGAAACCGGGACUCUCCACACCUCCGUCAUCUCCGCCCGGCAACAUCUCAGUCGGAACCCAGAACGACCCGUCCAAUAACUUCAACUCUACCAAGAAGAAGAACGCUCCGCGGUCUACGAAGAAGCCUCGAGAUUCCAACUCUCCUGCCACUCACAACGGUUACUACAAUGGAUAUCAACACAAUGGGUACGCUAAUGGGCACCGAAGCACACCUAAUCAUACCGGUGUGACCUCCCCCCAACUAAAGGAAAGUGCCGCCUAUGCAGGGCCAACCUUCCAUGCGUCUCCUGCACCCUCUUCUCUCCCGAUGCCCAAGUUCCUCCCCAAAGCCGCUCCAGAUGCAGAUCUCGUUCCACCUCUCGAGACCGAUAGCGACAGCGCGGAUCUUUCCCCCGAACCGGAGACGACUCCUUCCAAACACCGCAGCCGUCACCCACCCGCGAACCCGGAGCCGAAGUCUACUCCGCUCGAUUUCAUGUUCCAAGCUGCGAAGCAGGCCCAAGAAAACAAGGCCACCAGCAGCCCUGAUGUGAGUCGCCCUCUUCGAUCGCCUCAGACCGAGCCCACCGCCCGGUACCAUCAGAAUGGCAUGUUCGCUUCCAACGCGGGUAAUGAAUUCGCGCGCCACUCCCCCAUCGGACCCUCGUUUGCUCCGUCCUACCAGGAGCGCAUGGCGGCACUGCGCCCUACCAGCAUGUCUCAAUCGCCUGAAGUCAGUGAUGCUGAGCGCAAGGCGAAAAAUGAACAGCUGAAGGACCUUCUGCUCAAUCCGCGCCCCCAGAAGCCACCCUCUCAGGCUCCCUUUUCUCCAGUUUAUGGGAACGCAGAUGUCCGCCAGUCUCCAAGCUUUGACCGUGCAUCUCCCAACUUCGACUACCGUCAGCCUGGAGCUUAUGAAACCCGAUCUGGUAACUUCGACACACGUCCAUCAAAUGUUCAUCCAUACGCGACCCCCAGUCGAGCGGCGUCUGGUCCUCCACUGGCGCAUGGGAAUCCUUUCGGCAACCCACCCCCACAGUCAAACCCUUAUCUUCGGAACCCGUAUCCGAGCCACAACUCGCCGCUGCGUGGGGUUGUCCCCGCGCCUCAAUAUCAAAGUCAUGGAGCUGUCUCGAACGGGAACUCCCCUGGCCCGUAUCCCAACCAGUACAGACAAAGUCCAAAUCCCCCGGCGCCAUGGCAGGUCUAUGGGUCUGCUCAGCCGGUGCAUUCAGCACCUGCUUUCCAAAUGCCAACGCAUUCGUCCUCGCCUUUGCCAGCCCAGGCCAUGGAUACCCAGCAGAUUGAGAACGACAUUCGGCGCGUCUUGAAGCUUGAUGCUUCCUCGACCGUCGCCUAG